Molecule: messenger RNA, 595 nt
Organism: Olea europaea var. sylvestris
Lineage: Eukaryota; Viridiplantae; Streptophyta; Magnoliopsida; Lamiales; Oleaceae
Product: probable protein S-acyltransferase 23
Exons: 3
Coding region: 93-518 (141 amino acids)
Biological process (GO): protein palmitoylation
Cellular component (GO): Golgi membrane
Molecular function (GO): palmitoyltransferase activity
Source: RefSeq, a predicted model, not a curated record
AUUUACUUGUUCCCCACUGAGAAUUCUUACUGGUUUACCAUUUUUUUCCCAUUUUCAUUUCUUAUUAAUGUCAUUGUUUAUUGUCAUCGUGAAUGUUGCAGAGGAAUAAACGGGACUUUUUUGUUUUUCUCUGCUUGGGGACAUCAACAGCAUUUAUUAGUGGGAUUGUUGCUGUUCAAAGAAUUUGGACAUCUGUACCAGCAUUGGCAAGUGGAGAAACAUGGCUGCAUCACACGAUUUUUAAUUAUCCUGGGAUUAUUUCUUUCCUGGUCAUGGAUGCAGCUAUCUUUAUUGCUGCUGCAACUUUAUUGACGGUUCAAGCAUCCCAGAUUGCUCGGAACAUCACUACAAAUGAAUUGGCAAAUGCUAUACGUUAUGGAUAUCUUCGUGGUCCAGAUGGGAGGUUCCGCAACCCAUAUAAUCAUGGGUGCAGGAAAAAUUGCUCGGAUUUCUUCAUAAAUGGCUACACAGAUGAUGAUGAGAUUGCUUGGCCUCCUUUGCAACAGGUUGCCAGGUAGUACAUACAUAUUCUUGCAAGACAUUGUAGAAUCCCUUGUGUUUGGGAACAUGAUUACACACAGAUAUAUCCUGUAAU